Molecule: messenger RNA, 3369 nt
Organism: Copidosoma floridanum
Lineage: Eukaryota; Metazoa; Arthropoda; Insecta; Hymenoptera; Encyrtidae
Molecular function (GO): RNA uridylyltransferase activity
Source: RefSeq, a predicted model, not a curated record
AAUGGCAUCAUUGCCAAUAACAGCAAAGAGUUCAGGUGUACUAUUUGCUGUUGUGACAUUCCUGUACGUGCGAAUUGGAAUCAUGUUGUAGAACAUCUUACUGGCAAGAAGCACCUUACCAAGAAAAAAAAGUUCGUACCCGAUUCAGCUGAAGAUUUGAUUUAUUUGAAUGAUUAUGAUACAAAUAGUGAUCAACAAGAGAAUGGCAAUGGAGAUCAUUGUAACAGUCUUCCUGACAAUACCAAAGAAAGCAGUAAAAACAUUUCUAUUCCUCAAUCAAAUGACAAAACGAUUCAGAGCGGCAAUCUUUUGGACAACUUAAAUUGCAAAGAGAGCAAUAACAAAGUAGAAGGAAAUAUCACGACUGUUAGGUCAGAAAGCGACACAGUUAAAAGCAGUAAUUUCCUCUUUACUUGCUACAAGUGUCAGGAUGUUGUGAAAUCUGAUGUGGCUCUGCAUUAUCAUAUGAUGUUUCAUUUAAGCCAAAAAAUUAGUCAAGUUACUGAUAUUCUACAUUUUUUAGUCAAAGAUAAUAUGAAACAGAUAUUCUGCUUGAUAUGCGAUUUUCUUAUCAAAAACGUGGAUGAUUUAGAAAAACAUUUGAGAGAUACUGUGCACCAAAAAAGAUUGAUCAUUGUACGAUGUCCAAGCAAUGGUACAAUCAUUAAUUUACAGCAUCUCAACUCUAGUUUAUACCAUCCUAAUCUUGUUAAUUUUUCAAGAGCGUACAAUGCUAGUAACAUGUACAAUCAAGAAUUUGGCAAAUACUUGAACUAUUUGCAAAAUAUUUUUCAAUCAAUAGCACAAAAAAACCAAAUUAACGACAAAGUACUCGGUGGCGUUGCGCCAGUAGUUCCUCAACAACCGGUAGCACCAAUGGAGUCUUUAAUUAUUUUAUUGAAAGAUAAACAUAUCAAAUUUAUGAGCAUUGACAAUAAUGAAAUGAUUGCAUGCCUUAAAUGCCAGAUGGCAUUCACCGAAUUGAGUGGGGCAGGGAUGCAUAUUUUUGAUCCACAGCAUCAGAACGAAGAGCCCAUUGAAUUAAAGCACAUAAUGCCGGAUGGCAGAGUGGUGAUGAAAAAUAAACAAGCAUACACCUGUUCCCUUUGUAGGAUAAAUAUUCCAAAUGACAUCUCGAUGGUUCAUCAUUUGACAUCUGAUUAUCACGCUUACAAAAAACAAGAGUAUUAUGCAAAUGCAAGCAUCCAAUCGUUCAAAAAAAUUAUUUUUUACUGCCCAACUCAUGGGACAAAUUUUUUUGAUGACAAGGCAUUUCUUGAUCAUAUUUAUGUUCAGCAUCAAAACGGAUUUAAAAGUAAUUUUUUCACAAAUGACUUGGCACAUCUUAACAACACAAAUAUGUGUAGAAUGCCAAACACGCCGCUAAUGGGUAAUAUAAAUGUACCUCAUUAUCCAAUGAUGCCACAGUGUUAUGAUACAAAUUAUAAGAAUGCCCAUUUUAUGCCUUCUCAUCCCUACAAUUACGCGCAGAAUAAUGUAAAUCAUGUACAUAAUCAUCAACAAAGACCUAGAGUUCCUGUUAAUAAUUAUAAUCAAAAAAACCAAAGUAAAACAAGUUCCGCUAUACGACUGAAAAAUAAAGAUUUUAUGAACUUCAGUCCGAGAUAUGUCCAAAUUUGUAUUGAAAGAGGUGGUGAAAACAUUUUCACAGUAAAUGAUGAAAAAAUGAAAAAUCUAGAAUUAAGUAUAAGCUUAACUUUUCCCUAUAAAACAGAGAGGUGCUGCAUUCCGUGUGGCUUAGAAGUUUCUAGUGAUCUACAACUUUUGUAUGAACAUUUGCGCACAGAAGAACAUGAAAAAAAUGUGCAAGAUAUAGAAGAUAAUGAUCGGUAUUUUGAAAAUUAUCGUGAACAGCUUAGUGAUUUAGAACUUGCAAGAGAAUAUAUGUAUGAAUAUUCAGAUAAAUGGGUCAAGUGUUACGCCUGUGAUAUUAAAAUAGAAAAUUGCGAAACAAAUCUUAAAAAUCACAUUGUCUCGGAUGUUCACGUCAAAAAGUACCAAUUUUUUAAAAAAUCUGCAGAUGAGAUAAUCAAAUUAUUUUACAACAUGUUUGAAAAUCUUUGGUAUUACAUUGCCAAAUUUGAUUGUUACUUAUGUGGUAAAACAUAUGAUUACGAAUAUGAUUAUGCUAGACACUUGGAAGAUAUCAAACAUUUGAUAGAAGUUCAAAAAAGAUUGAUAAAAAAUCAAUCGUUACAAUUUGACUGGUGUAUUUCAUGCUCAAGUUAUUGGUAUGCAAAAUCAGACUACCACAAAACACACUACACCAAACGCGCGCACGAAUAUUGUUUGAAAACUCGUGAUUUUACAGUUCCUGAAAUGAGUAGCGAAGUGAGACAACUUUUGACCAAGACUGAAGAAACUUUGGAACAAUUUAUAGAAGAAUCAGAGAAAGCAGCUUUUGAUGGGAAACACGUUGAAGAGCAAAUUUUGCAAAAUGUAGAAAAAGUUGUACAGUCAAGAUAUCCUCAAGCCAAAGCUUACUUAUUUGGUUCACGAAUUUCUCACCUGAGUUUUCAAAACAGUGAUUUAGAUGUUUACGUAGAUUGCAAGAAUGAAUAUGAAACACUCAAAUCCAAAGAAGACAAUGAAAAUGAAUUGUCAACAGUUCAGGAGUGCUUUUUUAGACAUGAAGACACUUGGAAAAUUACCAGUAUUAUCCACAACACCCGAGUACCAAUUAUUAAAUUGAAUCACAGAUCUACUAAUCUUAAUUGUGAUAUUUCAUUUAUUAAUGGGUUGAGUGUGGAAAAGUCCAAAAUACUUGGUUAUUACGUUCAAGCCUGUUUGUCGUGUCGCAAAAUGAUUCUCUAUUUAAAAAAAUGGUCUGCUCUGUGUAAAUUAUUCUCAGGGCGCAAGGGAAUUAACAAUUUUGCUCUUUCUUGGUUUGCCAUUUUUUAUUUACAAGUUCAAGAAAUUUUACCUAGUGUACAGCAAUUGAUUCAACAAAAAAGUAAAUCACAUCUUGUAGCAGGUUGGGAAACUGGAGUUUGUGAACAAAUUUCUGUUAAAGACACAAACUUAUCAACCGUAGAACUUCUUCGCGGAUUCUUCACAUACUAUUCGGAAUUUAAUUACAUAUCAGACGUGGCUUGUCCUUUCCUUGGAAAAGUAAUGAAAAAGAGUAAUUUUUCUGAAAUCGAUGAGUUACCAGACGAAAUGAGCUUUUACAAAAAACAAGUUAAAGAAGAGAAAAUCGAAUUUUUUCGGCUGGACUCACCAAUGUGUAUCCAAGAACCAAUUGAUUUAUCACAAAAUAUUACAAAAUCAGUCAGCAAAUUACAGUUACGAAUGUUUAAAGCCUACUGUGCUGAAAGUGCUGCAGUAUUAACAUCUUAAAUUUUCAAA